AUGACUACGGGAAAAGAAGGCAACAAUGCUGAGAAAAACAAUACCGACAAUGCGGGGACUGCAGCGGCAGAACUACAAUCCCCACCACCCCUGCUGUCGCCCCAGGCAGCCGAAGCGCAGCAGCACCUGGAUAGGGUCAGGAGCGAGAGAACAUUGCAAGCAUCAGAAUCAGAUACAUGUAAUGCACAAGACGAUGUAUCCAUUAAUAGUGAUGACGCUGUUGGCAUCGUCGAACCAGAGCCUAUGAUUACCAGCAAGGCAGCAGCAGGCCUGCAAGACAACGACGAAAUACCUGGAACUGAUUCUCACGAGGGGAUCGAUCGUAGCCAGGGAGAGGAGAGGCAGAGUCUUACCGUCGGUGAUCUGUUACAGAGCGAUACUGCCCUUCGAACAAGACAAUUGGAUCCACCUGCCGGGCCGUCACGCGCCACUCCUCUGUACAGGACCCAAACAAGUGGCGACAAUGUUCCAGAAAGUAGCGCUCCUGGAUCUACAACGACGAGGAGUGGGGAUGGCGAAUGGGAUCAAUUCACGGAGCAUAGUUUGAAGGAAACGGACAUUUUCCCAAGUCGCCAUCCACAAAUUCCAUUCGAUACCACCACCAUGGAUGAAGCCCCUCCAGACUCCAUAUCAUACACCGAAUUGGUCAAAAUGGUACGGCAGCUCAAAUUGGAGGUAGCAGAAUUGAGAGCGGAAAAGCAACAAGAACAACAACUUGAGAAACGUGUCUCCUUUGACACUCAAGUCUCAGCACCGAGUAACACGGGACCGAGCAGUUUAUACUAUCCCAGCAACACGAAAAACAGCAGUCUGGGCACACGUCAUGGAUCAUCGACUAGCUUUGAUGAUUCGUUCCUCCAUGGAAGUUACAUUAUUAAUCGAGGAGGAAGCAACGCCGCCAAGCACUCAAAUCCAUUCCGCACAAAGUCGCAACAAUCCUCCAGUAGCAUUGCUGUGAGUGCGGUCGAUGCCAAGAGCAUUCCACUCCCAAAGCAAAUCACCAGCGAAGCAAGAGAAGUAAGUGCCCUGACCACAGCAGCACUACUAGAUGACGACAAUAGCAACAAUAAUAAUAAAGGGGAAGAAGGAAAACUGAAAACGGCGGAGCCAAAACGAGUUCCGAGACCUAGUGAAAAACGAUGGAAGCUACUACAAAAUGCCUUUGUAGCUACAAACAGGGCACUGGCCGUGGACGAAGAUGAGGUGGGAACAGGCAGUGAAUCGUCCAACAACAGCAAAAGAAAGGGAUUGUCGAAGAAGUCGUCCCUUGUGUUUAUGCAUCCUGAAGACGUCAAGGAAAUGCGUGCGUACACACCAGAAGAGCUCGAAAACGUGAAACGACGACCUUUUCCAAGUCGGUUUUUUAUCACCAAUAUCCAAGUGGCGUGGAAUACAGUUUGGCUUCGAACCAGACACACAGACCAUCAUGCCCACAAAUCUUCCUUCAUUCAGAUCCGUGAUGCGUUCAAGGCUGAUGCAAUUACAAACAAUCCAACAGGAGCCAAGUACGCUCUGACAGAACUACUCAACAUGUGCUACGGAAUGGAAGAGAGCGAGUACUACAGCUUUGCUUGCACCGUUGCCUCUGCUUUCUCCAUUGAUGCAUCCAAUACAGAGUUCGAGAGUUCUCUGCUCCUACACGCUCCAGACCAUGCCCGCGAAGAGCACUUGAAGAAAACAGAGGAUGAUAUUAGGAAUAAUCACAGGAACCUGAAGGAAAAGGAAGUCCAGCGUCGAAAGCUGGAGCAUGAACAAGACCUUGCAAGGAAGAGGAUACGGCAGCUCCUGAACAUUGUCUUUUCCAAACUGAAGCAAAAGAAGAUCUUGGUGGAUGAUCAGAAAAACAACAUCUAUCGGCUCGUCCUGUGCAUGACCAAGUACAAUGUUCACAGUCGUUUGCCUUUCAUGUAUGCCGCUUUCUCCUUCUUCUUCCAGAUGUGUGCUGGUCUUUAUGUUGCCCUCAGCUUGACCAAGUUGGAACAAUUUGACGACGAUGACGAAGACCGGUGGUAUAACAGUACUUCUUUGGUAGGCAGAAACAUUGCUUUGGCCCUGGGUACCUGGCUUUACGGUCUGAUGGUUGCUUUCCCAGAAGUAAUGACUUCCAAAGAGGUCUUUGAAUGCUUGUAUCGGUCGGAAAUUUCAUGGUUGGCAGUGAUGGAUUUACUUGUCAAUGUCAUCCUGCCCGUCGGAGUGGCGUUCUGUGGUUUCUUUGUGGUCCUGUCUGGAGAAACAUUCCUUGAUGGCGUCUUGAAUUCUGUGGCACUGAUUUUCAUUGCUGAGAUUGACGAUGCGCUUCCCCGACUUCUGGAGCUGGACACUAAGGAUAUCGUUCAAGGUUUCCUUAUUGAUCAAGCGAUUGAAGAGUACGACAUGCUUCUGGCUGCUCAUGAGAAGUAUGCAGAUCUUGCCCACGUCCAUUCAAAGAAUGUUCCGACCAUUGAAUUCAGCGACAUGUUUUUGACCAACACCCAGGAGAGUGGCAGCAUUGCUGCCAAAGGUGUUACAUUCCAACCAUAUGAGGUUUUUGGAGACCCAGAAGAAGUGCCUCAAUUUGAAGGAAGCGGUGUCCUAGUCCUGGCCGGCAGCGUUAUCAGCCUAGCCGAGAGCGUACGGAGCCGAAAGCGUACCCGCAGAGCUACAGGAACCCAGGUGAAUAACAAGCGUUCGGUGACUGCUGACUGUCUUCUCAGAAAAGUUGAAUGGCAGUACACGAAAGGCUUCGACGACACAUGCGUACCCAGAGUUGGACAUCUUCGACUCACCAAACUGAACGACCCCAAAAAACGCCCAAUCAAUAUAAGAGGGAAAAACAAGGAAUGGGAUGAAGAUUUGAAGCCCUUCCACUCCGUGACCGGUGUUUUCAUCAUUACAACCUUCAGUAUGUCUGAUGAUGUCUUGCGGCUACGAAUAUGCGGGUCGACGAGCAUCGAGGGUUUUGUCGACGCCUUUGAUUACUAUAGCCUAUGGCCCCUUGAUAGGAGUGCCCGCGAUAUCCUCAUGGAGAAAGAAAUAGGUCACACACCCGAGGAGUGGCGCGCCAACGAACGAGCCCUGAAUGGUGACGACAGACCAAAAUUCAAGUUGAAGAAACGCAACGUGCAGGAGCCUUUUAUCCCCAACCAGUCCGAGGCUUCAGCACGUCCCAAUAACCAGACGGAUGACCCAGAUCCUGAAGCUGAAGACACUCUGAUCAUCACCAAUUUCUCUGCAAGCCCCGCCAAGACUGCGCCAACUUAUUCGACAGAGACACAGGAAUCUGCGUUAGAUGGCUCCGAUUUGAAUGCAGUCGAGGAAGAAGAGAUUGACACAACCCAACCUGCCGAGGAAGAAGAGAUUGAUCUUGGCGCUCCCACGACAACUACACCCAACACCACCACGGCACCUGUCCCCCCCGGAGAUCAGAACUCGUGGAAUGUUCUUCAAGCCCGUGCUUUCUCUUCUGAAAGGGACUAA
Seminavis robusta is the source of this 3456-nucleotide messenger RNA. Lineage: Eukaryota; Bacillariophyta; Bacillariophyceae; Naviculales; Naviculaceae. The record is from the annotation of a GenBank genome assembly.